Suillus plorans is the source of this 414-nucleotide messenger RNA. RefSeq names its product cytochrome P450. The transcript is spliced from 4 exons. Gene Ontology annotation, molecular function: heme binding; iron ion binding; oxidoreductase activity, acting on paired donors, with incorporation or reduction of molecular oxygen. The annotation marks the transcript as partial. NCBI's taxonomy places the organism in Eukaryota, Fungi, Basidiomycota, Agaricomycetes, Boletales, Suillaceae. The record is from RefSeq and is a predicted model, not a curated record.
ACUGCGGCAACUUUGAUGGUUUUUUUCCUGGCCAUGGUAUUAUAUCCAGAAGUUCAGAAACGCGCACAAGCGGAAAUCGACUCAGUGGUUGGAAAAGAACGGCUGCCAACGUUCGAGGACAGAGCAUCGCUACCCUACAUCGAAGCAGUCAUGCGAGAGACUUGGCGAUGGCAGCCUGUUGCGCCCCUUGGCGUACCACAUGCUGCCUCAAGUGAUGACGUAUAUGAUGGGUACUUCAUUCCAAAAGGCGCAAUCAUCACGUACAAUACAUGGUCUGAUAUGUUCCUCCCAGCUUCCCGGUACCCCGACGCAUCUAGUUUCAUACCAGAGAGGUUCCUUAACAGCGAUGGCGCGUUGACAAAUGAUGACCCUGCAGAAUACAUCUUCGGCCUUGGCCGGCGUGUAUGUCCAGGU